Messenger RNA from Plasmopara halstedii, 186 nucleotides. RefSeq lists its product as uncharacterized. Bases 1 to 186 code for a protein of 61 amino acids. The record is from RefSeq and is a predicted model, not a curated record. The transcript is spliced from 2 exons. Lineage: Eukaryota; Oomycota; Peronosporomycetes; Peronosporales; Peronosporaceae.
AUGACAGCAGGCCCUCUCCAGCAGUUACCACCUUCAAAAAGGGUCUUUCAACAGCAUCUUUUUCGCGAGGGUCAAUUGGAGUACGGGUGUGGAGGAUCCAUGAGCGCGUCACAGGCUAUGAAUUUCGUCCAUACCAAGGAGGAAAGAAUGCAAUCUUCUUGCUGCCGAGAGAUUAGCAAACGUUAG